GGUGAAUGAUGUAAAGGAAAAAUAUACAAAUUCAAAAACAAAAAUUGAAGUGGUGGGAAGUCUAUGUUUCUUCAACUGGUAAGGCAUUAAUCCAAGUCCCACAGGUAUGACUUCAAGCCCGUCCAGGUCCCAUGGUUUCUUGCCUACAAAUUUGUUUUGUUAGGACUUGAUAUCAACAAAACACAUUUUCUGAGAGUCAGGGAACAAAAUCCUGAGGAGUCCCCUGAACCGAACUGGGAAGCCAGGCCUUCAUUCAACAGCACCCUGCAAAUACAUGCAUAGUCAGCAAUGCAGAAACAUGCUGAUUGCAUACACACAGGGAUACACAAAUCACUGUACACACACACAAUACAUGUAGCUAGUCACGUACAGUCACAGGAGUGCAUACGAGGUAUGACUAUAGAAAUUGGCUUUGGAAACACUUUUGUGUUGGGAUGUGUGUAUGUGCACUGACCAUGCAUGCAUACACUGUAGCACGUUGGAACGAGGCACAGCAUGCAUGUGUCUAGGUAGUCAUACCUGGUUGCAGCAAAGAUAACUUCCUGGUUAUGUGUUCAACUUCAAGCCUGCAUCUUCAACUAAAUUAGAUGUUGCCUGCAUGCUCUUUAGACAUUAAUUUGAUCUGAUCGUGUGACUAAUCUAUAGUAUGAUUGUUGGAUCCCUGGUUAUAACUCUGCAGGCUAGUGACUCUUUAAUCAGCUUUGAGGGUGUAUAAUGUGUACAUACAAACAGUAGCUGAACUAUAGUCAGGAUAGUGCUAACACGAUGACUCAUGUACUCAGAUAUCUUUUGAUAUUUGGUGAGCGCAAGAAGAAAGUGGAGUUCUCAGUGACCAAGGGGGUUGAGAAUGUGAAGGUAAUGACAUUGAGGCAAGAAGCCAUGGAACUUUUCAACCUCAAGAACGUCCUCCUCCAGAUCUGGGACAAGGGUUUCGAAGACUGGGUCGACCUUGAUGAGGGGGACCCCACUCCCACCAACAGCAGGGUCAAAGUCGAGGUCGACAAGGAAGCCAUCAAAAGUGCGUUGGACAUCAGUAUAGCCAAUAGGACGCCGUCCAAGCCAGCCACGGUCAAUCCUACAUGUACCUCGUUGGUUGGGACUCCUAAGCCUAUUAAGCCUAAGGGAUCGGAACCACCGAAGGUCCAAGUUCUGUCCUCCUAUCCGAUGGUGACCUUGACAAAAGGUGCACCAACCGCAAAGGCUCUACCUGCAUUGGCUCUUAUCAAACAACCUCAGGCUCCGGGAAAGCCUCGCAGGAUACUGCCUGUUGCUCAAGUAAGAAUAUCCCAAACUCCUGUACGAACUUCCGAAGCUCCUGUGAGAACGCCCCAAGCUCCUGUACGAACGUCCCAAACUCCUGUAAGAACCGCCCAAGCUCCUGUGAGAACAUCUGAAGCUCCUGUAAGAACGUCCCCAGCUCCUGUAAGAGCACCCCAAGCUCCUGGAAGAACGUCUCAAGCUCCCGGAAAAGCGUCCUCAUCGUCUGCGGGCGAAACAAUGGGAGCGAGACAAGAUGUCAAGGAUGAUAGCUAUGUUCCGACUUGCACCUGCUGUCAUCAGCCCUACCCAACAGUCCCUUCACAUUCAGAAGAUAGGCCGGUCGUUGACUACAUCCAGCAGUCUUUCUCCUUGCCUUCAAGAAUUCCUGAUAGGACCCUACCCCCAUCGCAGGAAGAUGCACCCUCCCGAAGGACCACUUUGCAUCCGCAAAACACACCAGUCAUGGACGUUGUGCAGCAGUCCUUACCAGUGCAAUACUUGCAGAGUUCAAGAGUGUCAGAAAGGAGGUCUGUGCUCCAAUCCCAGGAGAAUGUGUCUUACCAGAUGACCUCUUCAGAGUCUCAAAACAAACUAGCCAUGGAGACUGCACACUGUGCACAGCAUUCUUUUCCUGCACCGUACAUUCAUACCUCAAGGAUUACAGAACGAAUCUUAACUGCUUGUCAAGACGUUGCGCCUCACCCACAAACGACCCCUUCACCUGCGCCAAACCCACCUGAAGCCCAGGAGUCCUGUCCCUCUAUGCCUUUGUCCAAGACUUCAAGGAUUCAAGAGAAGACCUUGCCCGGCCAUUCUCAAAACCAAUCACUCCUCCAAGCAACCACAGGUCAUUCACAAAGCAAACCAGAGGUACAAGUUGCCCAAGAAGCAUGUUCUGCAAAGCCAUACACACAGACUAUAAAGGUUUCACAAAGGAACUUACCCCCCUCCCAAGACGAUGCUCCUCUUCCUCCUACCGUCUUUGAAGAUGAGUUACCUACCACAGAACAAGAGGAGGAGGAGCAGAUGGAAGAAGGCAACCACCCUCCCAUACUGGACAAUGAUAGACUGUUACUCAGUGAUUAUAAACUGCCACAGUUCCAUCCUGAUGUCGUUUACAAACUUGACUAUGGCAUACCUAUAGAUGCCAAGGACAGGUCCAAUCUCCUGGAUUCACUCUAUGAAAGUGUUGUUCCAUACACGUAUUACCCAACCACAUCAGACUAUACCUACUUGACCAGGAUAUUCUUGGAGCGGUAUCCACAGCUUUUUCACCAGGCUGGCUCCAUCCGAGACUGUCCGGACGAUUGGGAGGUGUGGAGGCAGAAAGUGAUGCACAAGUUCAAGAACAAACGGAAGCGGCAAGAUAGAGAUGCUCCUGGCGUACGAAAGCACAAGCGCAUGAAUUGCUUUAAGCACUCUGAAGGGCUGGACGAACUCCAGAGUGCCGCUGGGCACACUACACAUGAUAGAGGACACAAUGUGGACAUCGAUUGUCCUGGUGAUGUCGAUGAGGUCUUUGAAGUGGUGGAUGAUGAUCAGGAUGUGGUGAUCAAGGAUGAAGACUCGAUGUACCAUGUGAUGGCUGCAGACACCACUAAUCUGUGUGAAACAACAGGUAUGGGAGUUGCCCAGGAACCUCUCACUUCACCUUCAACCUCACAGAGUCCAAGGAUUCCAGAAAGGACUUUUCAUUCUUUCCAAGUUCACCUACCCCAACAAUUAAACCCUUUGCAAUCACAAAACAAUCUUGUCAUGGAGUGUGUCCAGGAGCAUUUGUCUUCGCCGCGACACGUGCAGAAUUCAAGGACUCUAGAUGGAAGAUUCCCCUCAUCUCAAGAUAAUAUGUCUUUUAAACAGACCACUCCACAUCUGCAAAGUAAACCAGUCAUGGGAGUCGUCCAGGAUUCUAGUUCAGCAAGGUCAUACGGGCAGGCUUCAAGGUUUCCAGAGAGAAGCUUGCCACAGUCUCAAGACGGCCACUCUCAAGACAAUGCUCCCAACCAACAGACAAUUCCUUCUUCACAAAACCAACCAGUCAUGGAAGAGGAACAGGACUCUGGUUCCUCAUCCUGGCAUGGAGAGACAUCAAAGAUUCCAGGAAGUUUCUUGCUCUCCUCCCAAGACCAUGACCAUAUUGACCGGGACUUACAAUCCAGCAGUGGCCAAGAGCAGAGGUUGAUGGAAGUCCAACGUGUCCAUAGUCCUACCUCCUAUGAUCCUGAUAAACCAUCUCUCUAUGAUUAUAAACUGCCAGAGUUUCAUGCUGAUACCCUUCAGAAGCUUGAGAAUGGUAUAACUAUAGACGCCAAGGAUAGAUCCACUCUUUUGGAUACACUCUAUGAAAGUGUUGUUCCAUACACAUAUUACCCAUCCGCUGCAGACUACAUCUAUUUGACCAACGUCUUCUUGGAACAGUACCCGCAGCUGCUCCACCAGGCUGGUCCCAUCCGAGAUUGUCCUGAUAACUGGGAGGCAUGGAGACAGAAAUUGAUGCACAAAUUUAAGAACAGACGGAAGCGCCAGGACAGAGAUGCUCCAGCAGUAAGAGAACAUACCCGUAAGAACUGCAGAUAUUUUGAGGGACUGGACGAACUCCAAGUUGCCAGUGGGCAAUCUCUGGAUGGCAGGAGAGACCGAGCGGACAUUGAUAGUCCUGGUGAGGCCGAUGAGGAUGAUGUCUUUGAAGUGAUGGAUGAUGUUGAGGAUAUUGUGAUUAAAGAAGAAGACUCCAUGUAUCAUGUGAUGGCUGCAGACACAACCGAUCUUGGUGACACACCAAUCAAGGGAGCCAUCCAGGAUUCUGUCUCUUCGUCUCCCUCCAUCAAUAGUUCAGAGAGGAAUUUACCUGGCUCACAAGAUUAUCCUCCUGACCGACUAACCACUUCACAUUUACAGAACAAACCAAUCAAGGAAGUGGCCCAAGAGUCUUGCUCCUCGCAGCCAUACAUGCAGAUGUCAAGACUGCCAGAGAGGACCUUGUCAUCCUCCCAAGCAGUUGAUCUUCCUUCCACGGUUGAAGAGUACUCAUCUUCCAGCUCGGGCGAGAGAGAGAAGCAGAUGGAAACCCACCACAUGAAGAGUGCUCCAGCCUUGGAACCGGGAAGGUUGUCACUCUACGAUUAUGAACUCCCUAAGUUUCAUCACAGCAUCCUUCAGAAGCUGGAGCAUGGUAUACCAAUAGAAGCGAAAGACAGAUCCAAUCUCCUGGACAGACUCUAUGAGAGUAUCGUGCCAUACACCUUUUACCCAUCUGCAUCGGACUACAUCUACUUUACCAAGACAUUCUUGGAACAGUAUCCGCAGCUUCUCCCCCAGGCUGGCCCCAUCCGAGACUGUCCAGACAACUUGGAGGCAUGGAGACAGAAACUGAUGCACAAAUUCAAGAACAAACGGAAGCGUCAGGACAGAGACGCUCCUGCUGUACAAGAACAUACCCGCAAGAACUUCAGGUACUUUGAAGGAAUGGACGAACUCCAGAAUGCCAGUGGACAAUCACUGGAUGACAGAAGAGACCGAGGGGACAUCGAUAGUCCUGGUGAGGCCGAUGAAGAUGAUGUCUUUGAGGUGCUGGAUGAUGUCGAGGGCAUCGUGAUCAAAGAAGAGGACUCUGUGUACCAUGUGAUGGCUGCAGACACAACUAAUCUUGGUGACACUUGAGAGCAGUAAUUGUGACUGUUCAAUUUAGAUGAUGAAUAAGACUUCAAGUCGCAGCCACCGAGGCAUCAUGAUGACCCCUGACCCCACCAAUCUGUAUGACAUUGAAGACCUGUCAAGACAUUUGAUAUCCAUAUUAUACCAGGACAACGAGGCAGAGGCAUCAUGUGAUGGCCGCAGACACUACUGAUUUAAUAGUUGUCAAAUGUCAAUACCAUUGGUCAUCAAAAAAAGGGGAAGACAUUAUGGUUGCUACCAGUGAAAAAAUACACGGAGGCUCUGGGCGAAUUUGCUCCCAAAAUGCCCAAAAGAGCCCCCGUAAAU
Messenger RNA from Strongylocentrotus purpuratus (purple sea urchin), 5241 nucleotides. RefSeq lists its product as uncharacterized. The transcript has 9 exons. NCBI's taxonomy places the organism in Eukaryota, Metazoa, Echinodermata, Echinoidea, Camarodonta, Strongylocentrotidae. The coding region runs from base 766 to 4920 and encodes 1384 amino acids. The record is from RefSeq and is a predicted model, not a curated record.